Molecule: messenger RNA, 6035 nt
Organism: Mya arenaria
Lineage: Eukaryota; Metazoa; Mollusca; Bivalvia; Myida; Myidae
Product: FERM domain-containing protein 5-like
Exons: 18
Coding region: 31-2526 (831 amino acids)
Cellular component (GO): cytoskeleton
Molecular function (GO): cytoskeletal protein binding
Source: RefSeq, a predicted model, not a curated record
GUGGGACCGGUACAGUUUCGAGGAUUAAAAAUGACACUUUUUCGGAAAAGUAAAAGUAAAGGAGAUUUGCAGCAGGAGUUUCAGACUACCGUCAGGUUUUUAGAUGAUUCUGAGCCAAUCCAAGUGCCAUUUACGAAGGAGACGGUGGGUCAGUAUGUGCUUGACAAGGUGUGCGAGACCCUCAACCUCGUGGAGAAGGACUACUUUGGCCUCCGCUAUGUCGAUACUGAGAAACAGCGGCAUUGGUUGGACCCAACCAAAACAGUCUACAAGCAACUAAAGGGUGUAAGCCCGUGUGUGCUAUGUUUUCGUGUCAAGUUCUACCCAGCUGAGCCUAUGAAGCUGCAUGAAGAAAUCACAAGGUACUAUUUGUUCCUGCAGCUGAGGCGAGACUUGCACCAUGGCCGCCUCCUUUGUUCCCCACAGGAUGCUAACCUCCUCGCAGCAUACAUCAUACAGUCGGAGGUUGGUGACUACGACCCGGAGGAUCACCAGGCUGGUUAUGUGUCGGAGUUUAAGAUGCUGCCGAACCAGAACGUCCAGCAGGAGGAGCAGAUACAUGAGCUCCACAAGACAAUCGCGGGUCAGGUGCCUGCCGAGGCGGAGGCCAAUUUUUUGAAGAAGGCUGCCUCUCUGGAUACCUACGGAGUGGACCCGCACAAAGUUAAGGAUCAGAAGAACAACCAGAUGUACCUGGGUGUGACUCACCAAGGAAUCAUGACCUUCCACGGCAGCCGACGCACACAGAUAUACAAGUGGUCUCAGAUCAAGAAGCUGGCCUUUGAAGGGAAAACAUUCAUCGCACAUGUGAACGUGAAUGAGGAUGCAGAUACAAGCCACAAGAAGAAACAUCAGCCAAUCGGGUACAAGUGUUUGUCUGUGGCAGCGUGCAAGUACUUGUGGCGGUGUGCCGUUGAGCAGCAGUUCUUCUUCACGUUGCAGAACUCGUUCCACACACCGAAAAUUCGGUCGGGCGGCAGUCUGUUUUCCCGGGGCUCAAAGUUCAGGUUCAGUGGACGAUGCCAGAAUGAGGCAUACAUGGCAAGCGAGGAUAUCAAGAGGAAGGAGCCUGAUUUCCAGAGGACGUGUUCACUGCCCAAUUUUUCUCGGAAGUCUGACGCAAAGAUCCACAUGCGCAACUCUGCAAACCUCUCCAUCACAGAGGACAAAAACACCGGUGGUUUCCGAGCGAACACUCUACCGCACAUGACCAGUGCACCGUCUGUCUCUGUUCAACCGAAUAAUUUCGAAAAGCGUAGAAACUCUCGGGGUUCACGGGAAAACGUAAGGCGGGAUUCUGAAGGUCGUAGGAGGUCAAGGGAUCAACUUAACGAGAGGAAAAUGUCUGGUUCCCAUACUGAGUCUGAGACUAAGAGAGAGGAGCCAAUUGCUCCUGUUCGGGCUCCUCUCGCCGAGGUUGAGAUCAUGCAGCAGUCUGUGCCUGUUGAGGUGUACAGACAGGAAAAGACUGACACAAGGCCCGUGUCAAAAGAAACCAGCAUUGAUGAAGUAUUUAUGCCUGUGUCUGUGUCUAUGCCUGAGUCCAAGCCUGGUAGGACGCCAGAGCAAAAUGCUGUAAAGCCUGGAGAGAGGCCUGCUUUCGACCCUUUUAAAGUAAAAAAUCAAGAAACGGAGUUCAAAACACAUGAAGUCCCCAAGGCCUCUGAACCAGGUAAUCAGGAACAACCUGUAACUCAAGUAGCCCACAAAGAUGUGAAACCACAUGUUAGGGAGAUGGGUCAUUACACUACUCGGGAAGUGAGAAAAUAUGUCGAGGUUGAACAGAGACAGACAGUGAUUGGUCCGGAAACAGUGGUCAUUCCUGCUCACACAAAGGCGGCUAAACUGGAAUCUAAAGUUGUGACUCGGCCUGUUGAUGACGUCUCUAAACUGGCAUACAAAGACAUUUCCACACCAGGAGAAAAUGCGGUGGAUGUCCCCAUUGAAGCAAGGACAGCGGAGAGACCCCAAUCUUCGCGGCCUGUGACCCAGGAAACUCCAGUUAUGGAGGAAACCAUGGUUCAACAGCGGGCUGACAGGGUACAGGCUGCGGGGCCAGACUCCAUGAAAAUGAAUGGGGGAAUCCCCACGAUCAGUGUCUCCUCCCCGUUGGACAGCGAGACCCGGGUUGGGGAGGCUGACACAACCCAGCUAUACGAGCCCAACGUAACCGUGGAAGAGGAUGAGGAUGACGAGGGUGUUGCCAAAAGCCUUGAGGAGCAGGUCAUGGACCUUGAGAAAGAGAUCGAACAAACACACAACCAUGUCCAGCCUGACACGCCUAGUAGGGAAACUAAACCUACGACCAGACCUGUCGUACAAGCAAAAGGCAGCUGUUCAUGUGGCAAGAUUUUCGCGUACACAUUCUUCUCCCUGUUCUUCACAUUAACUGUGUCAGCAUGUGUGGUGAUGUUCUCGGACAUUGACCAUCCCCUCAUGAACGAGGCACGGUCACAUCUAGCCUUCCUUGAGCCAACCAGAGAUUUUAUCCGCCAUAAAUAUGAAGAAAUUGUCAACAGAUUGUAAAUAAUAUGGACUUUUUUUUACCCAUCAACCAUUAUAAGAUGAGAAAUGAAGUAAAGAAGAUAAACAUUAUGCUAGUUUGAUGCAUUCAAUCAGGUUGUUUAACAUAUGAGACAAAUACUUGUCUCUGAUGUUUUUAUAUGUGAUCUAUUUUCAAUUGAUGAUUGCUAUUUGCAAUAUAUCACAAGGUUGAUCACUGAGAAAUUUAUUGUAUUUUGGUAAUCAAGUUAUAUCAAUGAAUAACCAGUAAAUCAGAUCAUUAUAAAAUGAUAAGAAUAUUUGAUAUUAUGUAGAAAUUAUCAUGUUUAUCAUAAAACAUGAGAUUGUCCUUAUCUUCAAGAAAAGAUACAGAAUCAGUCAGAAAGUUCUACAAAAAUUAAUGCUUCUGCUGUUCCAUUUCUGUGUUUUGCUGAAAUCUGCAGGAAUUGUAUGUUCUCAGUUGUUGUGGUUGGGUUGGCUCUAGGCCUUUAUUUUAAUCCAAGCAUCAUCUAUAACGGGCAUCAUUUAUAAUGUGCAUCAUUUCUCUGUAUUGGGUAAAACCUUUUUGGGUUGCUUGUUAUUGCUGUGUUCUAUCUAUAUUGUUUAUUUGAAUGAAAUCAUUUAUUGUUGCAGUGGUAUGAUAUUCAGCACAAUUCUCCAACAUAGAAAAUUCAGGCGUUAUCUUCAAGCUGGAAAAAAUAGAAAACUGCAAAAAUAAAUGUUUUCAUAUGAUUGUGUAUCAUACUAUGUACUGUCAUUAUUCAGGUUGCAAUAUUUCAGUGUUAGCAUUUAGUGUAAGGUUAAGUUAUAAUCAUGUAGAUUUUUAGCUAUAAAUUUAGGUUUUUAAAUGCACCAUUAUUUAUAAGUAUGUCCAAAUUUGUGUAUGUAUAUUUUCAUUAAUUCAUGUAAAGAUUAGGUGCAUGUCCAUGUAUAGCUUAAUCUUUUCUCUUGCCCAUUUUUAUAUGAACAAAAGACUUUAACAGAUGUUGUUCAGUGAUGAUAAAGGUACACAUAAGUCCUUGGUUUAAAUGUCAAAUGUAUAUUGAACGUGGACCUCUCCCCACACAAUUUUGUUUUUGCCCACCGCCUAGCCUGACAUCAUUCAUAAUAAUUGAAAUAUAUCUAACCAAUAUAAAUCUUGACUCUAACAUUUCGAAAACCAUCCAAAUUAUUGGUAAACUCUCAUACUGAAACCUGAGGAAUUGUAAGAAGAACAAUUUAGAGAAAUUCAUGACCUGCGAUUUGUAAGUGUUUAUGACUAUUGUAUGUAUGUAUGGUAAGCAGGCCUGGAGUUCUUUGUGGAGAGGAUCCUCUGGUUUUCUGGGGGAAGAUCAACAUGGAUUGGAUCAUUCUUACGUUGUUCCCGGACAAUAUGAAACAUUCCUUUUGUUUAGUCUUUCUGUUAUUCUGUAAUCUAUUGUAUAUUUAUUUUCUUCUUGCAAAUCAGUUCUUGCAUUUAAAGUCUUGUCUGUAGUGACAAACAUGUAUAUUCACAAGAAAUAUUUCAAACCUGCACAUCAUAAAGAAGAGCCUUCAGACUGUAGUGACAUGUUUGCAUGCUGAGUAAACACUACAUUAUCUUCAUCGCAAAUAUACCCCUAGUUUACUCAUACAUAUUACCACAUUGGAGCAUGUUCAUGGCUAAUGGAUACUAACAUGAACAUAAUACAUUGGGGCAUGUGCAUGGCUAUUGGACACAAACAUGAACAUAAUGCCAUAUUGGGGCAUGUUCAUGGCUAAUGGACACUAACAUGAACAUAAUACCAUAUUGGGGCAUGUUCAUGGCUAAUGGACACUAACAUGAACAUAAUACAUUGGGGCAUGUGCAUGGCUAUUGGACACAAACAUGAACAUAAUGCCAUAUUGGGGUUAUGUUCAUGGCUAAUGGAUACUUACAUGUACAAACUACCAUACUGCAGCAACCUAUGUUAAUUGCUUGUUGACAUUAACAUGAACAUACUUCCAUGUUGGUGCUUGUUCAAGGCUAAUGGACACAUACAAUAAUUUACCAUAUUGUUUCAUGUUCAUAGCGUAUUAACACUAAACAUACAUAGUUUGGUUACAUCGUAUAAUGUAGAUUGAGGUGCAUUUGAUAUAUCACUUCAGCCUCUUUCAUAUCACACAAGAUGUGUUUCUAUUUUGUCACAUUGAACAAGAAUUUAACAGUCUUUGUGUGGUGCUUAAGAGACAGUAGUGUGCAGCAAAUACAUUAUUAUAUAAAGUAGCAGAAGAUCAUUAUUGUCAUACUGUGUGGCAAAUUCCUUGAGUAAAUGCUCAUUAACUCACUUAUGUAUCAAGAUACUUGUAUAUUAACUGCUAUGUGAUUUACCCUUAUUUAGAAUCUAUUUUUGCUAUGAUGUUUUUUUGUUUUUGUUUUUAAAAAGUUUCAGUUUUCAGUUUUUGUUUAGUGUGAUUAUUCUUGCUUUUAUUUUACAUUUUACUUUGUUGAUAUUUUGUUAAGAGUUGGAAUGGUUCAUUUUGGGAAGUUUGUUGUCGUCAGUGAUGAAUGCUGAUCUCCCUCAUAAAAUGUGUUCAUUUGGCAUCUUCUGUGCAAAACCUUUUGAUUUAAGUUUGUAUUUUUUUCUAUUUGAAAUGGACUUGAAUUUUUGUGAGCUAAUCUACUUUGUUCAAAUUUUUAUUUGACUUCCCACAAAUUGGAGUAUAAUGAGUUCAGUGUGAGAUAAACAUGAGAGAUGUCUUAAAAUUAUGACUAACAUAUCAUUUGCACUUAUAUGCAAGUCUUAAAACCUAAUGUUUGUUUUCUGUUGUCUUGAUGAGGUGGCAAAUCAGAUUAGAUAUCCAGUUUUGAUAUCAUUUCUAUAAUUCUAUUUAGUAUAUUAUAAAGAUACUGGUAUUGUAUAAAAAUUGAUAAAAUACUGAAAUAUGCACCUUGCUACAUAAAAAUGAAAUGUAGCAAAUAUCAUUAUAUGUAAACUAUUGUUAUUAUAAGUCCCACCUGAUAGGAGUUUAUGUAGAUAUUAUAAAGUCUUGUCUCAUGAAGAAAACCAUUGAUAAUUAUAUGAAUGCUUGUUUUGACUAAAUAUGACGUUACACUGAGAUUUACAUUGGUUUAGGAUAUCACCAUAUAGGACAGAACGCUUACCAUAGUUACAUUCCCUCCGUAACAAGCAGUGAUGCCAAAUACUUCUUUAACAAUCUAUUUUUGUCAAGGUUAAAACUACCAAUUGAAUAAUCAAAACACAAGUUUAAAGCUGUUUAUUUCAAUUAAGUCUUAACUAUUUUGGAAAUAUCUUGGAAAUACAUCAUUUGAAUUAAUACUUGUUCAAACCACAGUGUCAGAAUAAUGAUAAAUGUCUGCAUAUAUAUACAAUAUCUGUCAUAGUAAUAAGUAUGUCUUCAUUCAUAAUAAUCUGUUCCAAAUCAUAUAGAAUUUUAUACAACAUUAAGUUUAUACUUUCAUUUGCUUUUAGUGGUGUGUGUUCUAUCAUGGUUGAGUGAUUAUCACGUAUAUUAUGUUACAGGUAACUAUGGUUUACAUGCUUAUGAUAAGGUCAAUAAAUGCACCCUAACAA